UAUUGUGUUCAGUAAUUCAGUUCACAAAGAGUGUUGAACAGGUCUUUGUAAAAUAAACUCUUCUUCUUUUUUAAUAAAAAUUAAUGUACGUGUAACGUAUUUUAAUCAGAGGAUCUAACAUUUCUAACAUAUAGCUUUUAAAAUAGUGUUUUGUAAUUGGAGUAUAAUAAUAUAAAGUAUAAACUACUAAUAUUUGAAAAUCAUGUGUGGUAUUUGGGCUCUCUUUGGCUUAGAGGGUGACACCCUUGCUUGUGCCUGUGAAAAUUUUUCAAAAAUAACACAUCGCGGACCAGAUGCAUUCAACAUUGAAUACGAUCAACGCAUUAAGAAUGGAUACAUUGGUUUUCAUAGAUUAUCAAUUGUUGAUGGUCUCAGUGGAAUGCAGCCCAUGAGACUUUGUUCUUAUCCGGAAAUAUUUUUACUAUGCAAUGGAGAAAUUUACAAUUAUAAACAGCUUGGAGAAGAAAAAGAUUACAAGUAUGAUACAAAAUGCGACGUGGAAGCGAUUAUACAUCUUUACGCAAAUGCAGGAGCUGAAAAUGUUGCUCGUUCCCUAGAUGGAGUAUUUGCCUUUUGUUUGAUGGACCUUAAAAAGAAGAGAAUUUUGAUUGCCAGAGAUCCGUAUGGUGUGCGACCGUUGUUUAUCCUCAAGGAUGGAAAGGGACGUUUGGGUAUAUGUUCCGAAACCAAGGGUUUAAUUGGAAUAACCGAAAAAUUCCCCAGUGACUGGGAAUUGAAACCAUUUACACCUGGAUUUUAUCAAGAAUAUGAAUUAACGGAAGAGGGAAAAGUAAAUCUUUUGAGAAGCGUACAAUAUCAUAAGCCUGGUGAUAAACCAGGGUUUACAACAUUUAUACCAUCGGUGGAUCUUGACUCCAAGGAUGUUUCUGGAAAUAUCAGAAAAUUACUAACAGGAGCCGUGAAGAAGCGUCUGAUGUCUGAAAGACGGAUCGGUUGCUUCUUAUCCGGAGGACUGGAUUCGAGUCUAAUUGCCGCGUUGUUUGCUGCAGAAGCUAAGAAAUUGAACCUACCGUAUAAAUUGCAGAGCUUUGCAAUUGGAAUGGGUGACAGUCCUGAUAUCAGAGCUGCUAAACAAGUUGCCGAAUUUAUUGGUACCGAGCAUCAUGAAAUUAUUUUCACCGAAGAAGACGUGGAGCAAGUACUGGACCAAGUGAUUUAUCAGAUUGAAACAUUCGACAUUACCACCAUUCGAGCUUCAAUUGGCAUGUACAUAUUAUCGAAGUACGUCAAGACGAACACGGAUACAACUGUAGUUUUUAGUGGCGAAGGCGCGGAUGAACUGGCUCAAGGGUACAUUUACUUCAAAAAAGCACCGAAUGCAGAAGCAGCUCACGAAGAGUCACUUCGUUUAUUAAAAGAUAUUUAUUUGUACGAUGGCCUGAGAGCUGACAGAACUACAAGUGCCUACAGUCUAGAACUUCGAGUCCCAUUUUUAGAUCUUCAAUUUACCAAUUACUUUCUAUCGUUGGAUCCAUCUACUCGACAACCGCAAAACGGUAUCGAAAAACAUCUGCUUCGAUCUGCAUUCAUGGAUUCUGAUCUACUGCCGAAAAAUAUUUUAUGGCGUCACAAGGAAGCGUUUAGUGAUGGUGUUACUUCAGCCAAAAAAUCUUUGUUUGAAAUUAUUCAGGAUAUCGUUGAUAAGCAUGUGAAUGAGAGCGAAUUACAAGAGGCUAAAAAUGUUUAUCCACAUUGUACACCAAGUACAAAGGAGGCUUUUUACUACAGAAAAGUGUUUGAAAAGCAUUUUCCAAAUCGUGGAAAGAGUUUGACACCUUAUUUCUGGAUGCCCAAAUGGAUUGACGGCAUUUCAGAUCCAUCUGCACGGUUUAUUAGCUAUUACGCAGCUGAAGAUGUCAAAAAUGGAAUCUAAUCGUUUUCAAAAGGCGAAAAUACAUGGAAUUGACAAAAGGAUGAUAAAAUAUAAAAUUUUUAUCUCUAAAUAACGAAAUUUUAAACUCACAUUUUUUUAUCUAAUAAAUGUUUGUCAUUUGUCGUUUUAACGGAUCUUUCUGGUCAAGGAUUUGAAAAAAAAUCGAUUUUUCUCUUUUUGCUUUAAAAUGUUUCUUAGUAUUAUAAAAUUACUAUUCCCAAGACAUUUUUGAAGAAAUAUACAAAAGAGAAAAGAGUUAUAAUUUUAAUGAAUAGUUCUUCACUUUUUGUAAUACGGUUACAAAAAUUUUAAACGCGUUUUUCUCGAAACGAGAAGACACUUUUCUCGAAAUCUACUGAACCGAUUUUAAAAUACCAAAAACCAUUCGAUUCUUUAUCUGGAAAACUGGACUGGAAUAAAAGGUAUCAUUUAGAUGACGCUCAGUAAAAUGAACUAAAAAUACAAAAAGAAAAAUUUUUUAACUCUCUUAUAAUAUGUAAUAUUCAAAAGGAAUUUUUGCAAUAACAAUAAUACAUUUUUUAUAAUAAGAGUUUAAAAAAGUGUGUGUAAGUUUUUUUUAAAUUCUGAAACAGAAAUUCCGCUUUUAAUUAAUUAAUUUGAAAAAUAGCUUUCAUUUUAUAUGUGUAACAGAGAUGAAUAAUUUUGUGGUUAAGAGUAUGGAUGCUGUUUGUAUGUUUUUCAUCUAAAAAUAAAAAGCAUUUAUUUAAU
Molecule: messenger RNA, 2623 nt
Organism: Leptopilina heterotoma
Lineage: Eukaryota; Metazoa; Arthropoda; Insecta; Hymenoptera; Figitidae
Product: asparagine synthetase [glutamine-hydrolyzing]-like
Exons: 9
Coding region: 203-1894 (563 amino acids)
Cellular component (GO): cytosol
Molecular function (GO): asparagine synthase (glutamine-hydrolyzing) activity
Source: RefSeq, a predicted model, not a curated record